This is a messenger RNA of Ananas comosus (pineapple), 1247 nucleotides long. Its product is annotated as transcription factor MYB59-like. Gene Ontology annotation, cellular component: nucleus. NCBI's taxonomy places the organism in Eukaryota, Viridiplantae, Streptophyta, Magnoliopsida, Poales, Bromeliaceae. Gene Ontology annotation, biological process: regulation of DNA-templated transcription. Gene Ontology annotation, molecular function: DNA-binding transcription factor activity; sequence-specific DNA binding. The transcript has 3 exons. The record is from RefSeq and is a predicted model, not a curated record. The coding region runs from base 134 to 880 and encodes 248 amino acids.
ACGAUGCGCUGGUGCCUAUAAAAAGAAAAGAGUGGGCAUAAAGACCAGCACAGUACUGAGUGCAAAGAAGAAUAAGAGAGAAGGAUCAUAAAAGGCGGGGCUCGAAACAAACACCGAGAACGAGAAGGCGGCGAUGGUAGCAGCGAAAAAAGGAGGAGAGAUCCGAAAGGGGCCGUGGACGGAGCAGGAGGACCUACAACUGGUAUGGCUUGUGGGAUUGUUCGGUGAACGUCGUUGGGAUUUCUUAGCAAAGGUGUCAGGUCUUAAUAGAACAGGAAAGAGCUGCAGGCUCCGCUGGGUGAACUACCUUCACCCCGGCCUCAAACGCGGCCGCAUGACUCCUCAGGAAGAAGAGCUCAUUCUCGAACUCCACUCUAAAUGGGGGAAUAGGUGGUCGCGAAUAGCUCGAAAACUUCCGGGUCGCACUGAUAACGAGAUCAAGAACUACUGGAGGACCCACAUGAGAAAGAAGGCGCAAGAGCUAAGGAAGACCUCGUCCCCCUCUUCGUCAUCGCCCUCUUCUUCUUCUUCUUCCUCCACCUCCUCCUCGAGUAAUACUUCCUCAGCCAGUGAAGGCCCCUUAGAUGCUGGAGCUGAGAAGCAUGAGUGUGAAAGCAAUACUAGAGAACAAAGCAACUCAUCAAUUGAAGAAGAUUUGAAAGUGUAUCCAAUGGAUCAACUUUGGAACGAGAUCGCAGCAUCUGAGCCCUUCAACAAUACCUUCAGCUUCGAGGAAUAUAAGAAUGAAGGGGUUUGCAGUACAAGUUCAGGCCCAUCAAUGCCUUCUCCUAUAUGGGAGUACUCCACUGAAUCUUUGUGGAGGAUAAAUGAUGAUGAAGAAGAACUCAAGAUGUUUAUUCCCGACCUUGCGUUCUCCUAACGAUCGGGCUGUCAACUACUGAUGGCACUAACUAGAGUUUCAUGAGAAGCCUAUGGCUCACUUCUCUUCCUAGUCCUGUCUAUAACUAGAAGAGAUGCUACAGUAGAGAACUAGACCUGUUUUUCCUGUAAAAACCAUGUAUGGUCAUGUGUAGAAUUUUAGGGUGUCCUCUUUGAGAGAUCUAUAGUCCUACAUAUGUCAAUGUUAUCUUACCUUAGAUCACCGUAACAUUGUCUAAAAAUGUAACUCUGAUCAACCCUGAUGGAUAUAGAGGUUUCCUAGUUUAUGGUGAUACAAUAUUACUUGUUCUUGUACUUCAUUAUCAAACGCUAAUCGAAAGCAGAAAAAGAAACACACAUUGGUUUAA